AUGAUUUUCCUUUCUCUUCGUAAAAAAAGGCAUCUCGAACGAGCGCGCAUGGCGCUUGAAGUUGAAAAUGGAAUGUCAAGCUCUGAACGAAAGUCAGACGUAAACAAAUAUUGGGUCGAUAUACAAGGUGAACGUUAUUUACAAGUUGAAGAUGUAACCUACGCUCUUGGUUAUCUAAAAGAGGAUGAAGCUGAUAAGGAGUCAGUAGUGGAAGAACAAACUGAACUUAUGUACAAAGAAAAUACGAUAUGGACAGCCAUAUUUAAUGCAGACAAGGUUGCUAUUGAUGAAUUGAUUCAUCGUGAUCCGAAUGUUGUUGACACGAGAGGAGCCGUGGGUGAAUGCCCCAUUCAUAUGCUAUUUCUAUAUGGAACAGAAGCACAUCUCGACAUUGCACGAGAUCUUCUUAUACGAUUUCCACUCAUCGCCACACAAAUUUACAAUAAACCAAACUAUUAUGGUGAAAACAUUCUUCAUCUUGCUAUUGUUAAACGUGAAGCAAAUAUGGUGGACUGGUUACUUAGCCAUGCAAGUUUGGAACCUUACAAACAUGGACUAUUAGCAGCUAGAGCUACAGGUGACUUCUUUAAAAUAGAUCAACCAUCUUAUUAUGGUGAAACACCAUUAGGGUUCGCUUGUUGCACCAAUCAAUGGGAUAUGGUUGAAAUUCUUCUCAAGCAUGGAGCAGAUAUGGAUUCGAUGGAUAGCAAUGAUAAUACAGUGCUACAUAUGCUUGUUGUUUGCAAUCUACCGAAUAUGUAUACUAAAUUCAAAGCACGUUGGAUAGAACGACACGCAGCGAAGCACAAGAAAAUAAUUAUCACGUCAGAAACAUCAGAGUUGCCAAAAUUAUGGAAUCGUUUAAAUAAAGAUGGUUUAACACCAUUGACUCUAGCGGCUGAUCUAGGUCGAGCAAAAAUGUUAUCGUGGCUAUUGCAAGAACGUACCACAAUUCAAUGGUCAUUUGGAAAUGUUUCAUGUGUAUUACAUCCUCUCGACCAGCUUGAUCUUGGUUUUCACGAAAAAAACAAAAAACGAUCUCUAAGUGUCCUUGAAGUAAUGGUUAGAAAAAAUAAUUCAGCAUUAGUAGAUCCUAUUAUUACAUCUUUAACGGAAAAAAAGUGGAAACAUUUCGCUUAUCGUAUACUUAUAAGACGAUUUCUUAUUGCGUUUCUAUAUCUACUUGUUUUUCUUGGCACUACAAUUUUAGAACAAACGCGCUCUGAUGUGAAAAUAGAUGAAAACGUUGAAAAAUUAGCAACUAAUGACGAACAUUCGGAGAUGAUUCGCCGUAUCGUAUGUACGAUAGGCCAUGCGAUUGUUGUAACGGGUGCCAUAUUGAAAAGUGCGCGUGAAAUAGGUGAAAUGUGUAGUAUGGGUUUCAAGAAUUACGUGAGCACAACAGGAUCUAUUUUUCUUGAAAAUCUUCUGGCAUCGACAUUUUGCCUUGGUAUUUUCUCUGCUCAAAUUCUUCGUCUAUCUAAACUGCCGGAAUAUGAAUCUCUCGUUCUUGCGUUUACUUCUCUCGUUGGAUGGGGUUAUAUGUUUUUUUUUACUAUGCCAUUUCGAUUUACUGGCCCAUUUGUUAUUAUGAUCUAUAAAAUGUUGUUCAAUGAUGUCCUUCGUUUCUGUAUUAUUUAUACAAUCUUCCUCACUGGCUUCUCACAAGCAUUCUUCAUUCUAUUCAAUGAAAAUGGCUUUGGAGGCUUUUUAUCCAGUAUCAAACAAUGUUUUUUGUGCUUAUUGGGUGAGUUCGAUUUAGAUUAUUAUAUCGAAGGACAGCAUCCAUUGCCCAGUGUUAUAUUGCUUAUCUUCCAUAUUGUGGUUAUCACUAUUCUUUUAUUAAAUCUGCUGAUUGCUAUGAUGGGCGAUACAUAUGCUGAUGUGAAAAAAAGUGCAAGAAAGUUAUGGCAUCUCGAACGAGCGCGCAUGGCGCUUGAAAUUGAAAAUGGAAUGUCAAGUUCUGAACGAAAGUCAGACGUAAACAAAUAUUGGGUCGUCGUAAAAGGCGAACGUUGUUUACAAGUGGAACAAGUGGCUGAUGAUCGUUCUGAUUUGAAUGAAGGAAAAGCGGAAGAUGAUUAA
Messenger RNA from Rotaria socialis, 2085 nucleotides. NCBI's taxonomy places the organism in Eukaryota, Metazoa, Rotifera, Eurotatoria, Philodinida, Philodinidae. The record is from the annotation of a GenBank genome assembly.